Molecule: messenger RNA, 506 nt
Organism: Drosophila gunungcola (fruit fly)
Lineage: Eukaryota; Metazoa; Arthropoda; Insecta; Diptera; Drosophilidae
Exons: 2
Coding region: 98-283 (61 amino acids)
Source: RefSeq, a predicted model, not a curated record
UGUCAUGCGAUCUUAUCUGAGACUGAGAUUUCGGGGUUCGAAAUUCUAAGCUAGUUUUAGUUUAUUUCGAGCUCUUAACGCCCGUUGGUCGUGGGAAAUGGCGGUGAUCUUCAUUUUGCUAAUCCUCGUGCUGGGUUUCGUGGGAUAUGUGGGCUAUGUGAUCCACAAGAAGGGCAUCGAUCCCAAGGACAUCCGUAUCCAGAGCCUGCAGGAUGCCAAGAGGCUGCUGCAGCCACCGCCAAGUGGGAAUGGACCCCACAAAUACCUGGAGAAGAGGGCAUGAGGUGUCUUGUUUACGGAAACUCACUUUUGGUCGGCGUGCUUGUUGCUCCCAGCGACGUGUUGGCUCCGAAAAAGGACAUGGUGCGGAUGAUUCUCAAGGAUGAUUCGUUGCCGGUGAAUUUGGGUUGCCUUCCCUAAAGGCCUUCUUAAUAAAUUUCGGUUUUGUUUAAUUAAAAUAAGUCUUAAUCCUAAUAAACGUAAAAUUUUGGCGCUUUUUGAGAAAA